CCCUCCUGCCUGCACGCUGCCUCUCGGGCCCUGCAGGCCGCCGCCCCCCGCCGCCCCUCCGCGGUGGUACGGCCCGCGCUUAGCGGAGUGCCUCCGCCCCGCCGACGCACGAGUGGCUGUGGGCCUCGAGGGAGAGAUUCCAUCAGCAGGAUGACGGACGUGGAGGAAAACGUGCCCGGGAAGGACCCUGGCGACGCAGAGAGCAGACCCUGUAAGCCCGAAAGCUCAGGACCGACCCGGGAAGACAAGAGCAGCCUCAGGGACCACCCUUCCCGCCUGAGAAAUACAGUUAAUGACGUUUCCAAGCUGAGCAGCGAGAUUGGGAUGAAUCGUGAUUUCCGCAUGGAAGAGAAGGUCUUGCCUCCUGGCAGUCUGGAAGGCAGGAUCAGAGAGACCAUGCACGAUGCCUUUUGGGAUCAUCUGAAAGAGCGACUAUCAGCUACUCCACCAGACUUCAGCUGUGCUCUUGAACUUCUAAAGGAAAUUAAAGAGAUCCUGCUGUCGCUGCUAUUACCACGCCAGAACCGCCUAAGAAGUGAGAUUGAAGAAGCCCUGGACAUGGACCUCCUUACGCAGGAAGCAGAACACGGGGCCCUGAAUGUGCCUCAUCUCUCCAAGUACAUUCUCAACACGAUGGCUCUGCUGUGUGCGCCGGUUCGUGAUGAGGCAGUGCAGAAACUGGAGAGCAUCUCAGACCCUGCUUGGUUACUGAGAGGGAUCUUCCAGGUUCUGGGCCUGAUGAAAAUGGACAUGGUGAACUACACUAUCCAGAGCCUUCAGCCCCAGCUGCAGGAACAUUCCAUCCGGUACGAACGAGCGAAAUUUCAGGACCUUCUCAACAAGCAGCCCAGCCUCCUGGAUCACACCGCCCGUUGGCUGACCCGCGCGGCCGCACAGCUGUCCGCGCCACCGCCCAGCGGCCCCGACGCCGCCGACGCCGCCAGCUCGCCCUGCUCCUUCCCCGGCGAGGCGGCCAGCAGCCCGGAGCCCCUCAGCCCCACCAUGGUGCUGUCCCAGGGCUUCCUGAACCUCCUCCUCUGGGACCCUGAAGACGACGAGUUCCCUGAGACCCUGCUGACGGACCGAGCGCGGCUGCAGGAGCUGGAGGCACAGCUGCGCCAGCUAACCAUCCUGGCCUCCGUCUUGCUGGUUUCCAGCAGCUUCUCUGGCAGCGUCCUGUUUGGCUCACCUCAGUUUGUGGAUAAGCUGAAACGCGUAACCAGAGCCCUGUUGGAGGAGUUCAAGUCCAGGCCUGAGGAGGAGGCUAUGCUGACUGUGAGCGAACAGGUGGCUCAGGAGAUCCACCAGAGCCUCAAGAACAUGGGCCUGGCUGCUCUGAGCAGCGACAACACGGCCUCUCUGAUAGGGCAGCUCCAGGACGUCGCCAAGAAGGAGAACUGUGUGCGCAGCGUCAUCGAUCAGCGAAUCCACUUGUUCCUCAAAUGCUGUUUGGUUCUUGGUGUGCAGCGGUCUCUGCUGGACCUCCCUGGAGGCCUCACCCUCAUCGAGGCAGAGCUGGCAGAACUGGGCCAGAAGUUCGUCAGCCUCACACACCACAAUCAGCAGGUGUUCGGCCCCUACUACACGGAGAUCUUAAAGAGCCUCCUCCCCCCAGCUCAGGUGCUGGAGACAGAAGUGGCGUCUCUCUGAUGGCGCUGGCUCUAGGCCGUGGCUCCUUGGACCCAGCAGCGAAGCCCGCCAUCCUCCUGGGGUGACGUCACCAAGCAGCACGCCCUCUCCCCGCCUGCAGCCAGCGCACCAUGCGUAGUGACCUCGUGUGUGAGCUCCAGCUGGCCCAAAUGCGUCCACCAAUAAACUUCUGAACUGCAAGCAAGCUCCCGCUUCGUGUGCCGCAGCCGUGGCCAGGCCCUGCAUGCUCAGCCGCCCACUAGCCGAGCAGCCAGCAGGCCCCGGUUUUUCCUCCAGGUGCCGCCUUCAGCACACGGAGCAGAGAAGCUAAGACACCCGGUACUAACACUGUUCUCUGAGGGUAAAGGUAUUUCUCAAAGGGCUCUGAAAACUCUGGAAUUACCUAAAGUGUGAGUGUAUUUCUGGAAUUUAGGAGUUUGUUUUGUCUAAUUCAGUUCAGAUUUGGGCAUGAUUGAAAAAAAUUAUUGGAAACCUCAUUUCCAGGACCAAAUUCCCCUAAAGGUUUCAUUCUUUUUUUUAAAAAAAAGUUUUAUUUGGCUACACUGGGUCUUAGCUCUGGGAUCUUUAGUUGUGGCAGACUGACUCCCAGCUGUGGCAUGUGGGAUCUAGUUCCCUGACCAGAGAUCAAACCUAGGCCCCCUGCUUUGGGAGCUGGGAGUCUUAGCCGCCAGACCACCAGGAACGUUCCCCUGCUGAAGGUUUCAAAUGAUGCAAUAAGGGGUCCGGAGGAGUAAGCAGCUCAGCUCCCUCUGCUGGGGCAGGUCCUGAAGCAGAGUGCCAGCUCCUGAAGCAGGGUGCCAGCUGGGGCCAGGCGAGAGUGGGUGUUGACUGCUCGCGGCUUCCUGCUGAGCACACGUCUGAUCAUGGGAUCUCCCUGCCCAGUGUCCAGAGUCCAGCUUGGCUAAUUGGGGUGAUGACUGGUUUGGUCAGGUUUAUUCUUGGUCCUGUUCUCUAGCUGAGGGGCAGAGUGAGUCUCCUGUCCCCUCCUCUCUAAGCUUAGAAGCCCCCUGAUCUUCCCUGCAGAGGCCACAUGGGCAUCCUGGGUGGAUGAACCUCCUCCCUUCUCCCCACUUCCAGGCUGGGACUCUCCCUGGCAGCUCUGCUGUUGGCAUCACAAGCGAGGGCUGUUCUAGGAAGGACUUGGGCUUGCUGAGAUCCAGCCCCUCAUUCCCGGGCUGACUGGGGCUGGUCAGCUCUGACCUAGGAUGCUGAAAUAGGAAGUGUUCCCUUCAGAUCUGGCCCUUUUUUUGGCAGAGGACAAGAGAGAAACUGGGGAUUCACCUAUGUGCUCUCAAGGUACUGUGACGACAGCCAACAUUCUCAGCGUUUCAGCAGACAGAGGGCGCUCAGUAUAGCACACGUGGUCUUAGAAAAACAUCCAAAGGGGGAUUUGAGUUCCGUUAGCCCAGGGUUUCUCCUGAUUGACUUCUUGAAAAAAUUUACUUAUUUGACUGAGCCGGGUCUUAGUUGUGGCACUCAGGAUCUUUAGUUGUAGUGUGCGAUCUCUUAGUUUGGGCAUGGAGGAUCUAAUUUCCUGAUCACAGCUCGAACUGGGACCCCUGUGUUGGGAAGGUUGGCCCCUGGCCCACCCAGAAGUCCCUGAUUGCCGUUUUAGAGUAGAGCCUAGUUAGUGACAGAGCCAGGCCACCAGCGGACCUUUGCUGUGACCAGAAAAGCUGGAGGUCCUGGGUCGUUCAGUUUCCAUCUUGUAGCUAGACAGCCUCAGGAUGGGGACGCCCAGGCUCGGGGGUGUGUUUAAAUAAACAGCCAGGCUUGCCUAGACAGCUUCUCUGAUUUGCAACUGUCUGAAUUUGUUAAAAAUCCGUAUUUUGGAAGCCUUAUCAUCUUAGAGGCUGCAGUGCUCCGAAGGGGCUUCUGAGAGGAGGACUGCCCGGUUGGUGGGUGCGGAGGCUGGGCUGACGUGGAACUGCUUUGUGCUUCAUCAUUAAGGUCUAGAGUGAGCGAUUUCUUAGAAAUGUUGAGUUUAUUUCUCUGUGUUUCCAUGUGGAGGAGACAGGGAUCCUGACCUCAAGGAAAGAUAGCUCCAUUCAGUCCUGCCCACAGUUUGAAGGACACAGACUUCAAUUUCUCAUUUCCCCUUCCCCAGUCCC
Messenger RNA from Bubalus bubalis (water buffalo), 3761 nucleotides. RefSeq names its product t-complex 11 (gene TCP11). The transcript has 10 exons. Gene Ontology annotation, biological process: regulation of sperm capacitation. Lineage: Eukaryota; Metazoa; Chordata; Mammalia; Artiodactyla; Bovidae. Bases 151 to 1650 code for a protein of 499 amino acids. The record is from RefSeq and is a predicted model, not a curated record. Gene Ontology annotation, cellular component: sperm flagellum; acrosomal vesicle.